UCAGGUCAUGUCCAGUUUGACAAUUGCAACUUUGAGAACAGUCAGCUGCAAAUUCACGCUCCAGGAACCUGCCAGGUCAAAUUUUGCACUUUCAGCCAGUCCAGCAUCAAUUUCCACAGUGUGGCCAUCAGUCUCCUGGAAAAUUGUCAUAAUGCUGAAGAAUGACAUUCAUCAGUGCAAGACCUCAGGGAUAUUUCUGCGCCUUGGUGCAGGGGGCUUGAUUGCAGAAAACAACGUUCAUUCCAACUGUGAAGCUGGUGUGGACAUCCGGAAAGGAGCCAAUCCUCUGAUCCUGUGUAAUAGGAUCCACAGUGGCCUUCGCUCCGGCAUUGUUGUCCUUGGCAACGGAAAAGGCAUCAUCCGUAGCAAUCAAAUAUAUGGAAAUAAGGAGGCUGGCAUUUACAUUCUGUAUAAUGGAAACCCUCUGGUGAGUGGGAACCAUAUCUUCCAAGGUCUUGCUGCUGGGAUAGCUGUGAAUGAAAAUGGACGAGGUCAAAUAACAGAAAAUGUCAUCCGAGAGAACCAGUGGGGCGGUGCUGACAUUCGUCGUGGGGGUGACCCAGUCCUCAGGAGUAAUCUGAUUUGUUGUGGCUAUUCGGAUGGAGUGGUUGUUGGAGAGCGUGGCAAAGGACUCAUUGAAGGAAAUACAAUUUAUGGUAACAAGGGCUGUGGUGUCUGGGUAAUGUCCUCCAGCCUCCCUCACAUCACAAACAACCAAAUUGGGCAUAACAGCAUCUAUGGGAUUGCAGUGUUUUGUCGCAAGGAUGAUGCCAAUGACUACCUUGCUAACCAAGGGGGCAAUGAGAAUUUCAAUGAUGAGGGAGAAGCUGCCAACUGGGAGAAUGACCUUGAAAGUGAGGAUGAACGCUUGACUUCCCGGCGGCCCAUCAGUGUGGCUCUUGUGGAGUCGAACAACAUCAACCACAAUGGGGCUGCUGGUUUGUAUGUCAAGAGCAGUGAGGCCCUGAACAUAAUUGGAAAUGCCAUCCAUGCAAACUACGACUGUGGCGUGGCUGUGUUUCAGAGCUCUCAGCUCACACGGAUAGCAAACAACAGCAUCUCUUGCAACAGCCUCGGUGGUGUCCUUGUCGAACCAGAGUGCAGGGUGGAACUCCGUGGCAAUGGCAUUUAUGACAACAGCAGCCAUGGAGUCACCUCCAAGGGUGAUGGGGUCAUCACAGAGAAUGACAUCCUGGGAAACCAGGGGUGUGGCCUCAAGUUGUGCCAAUCAGCUGACAUGAAGGUCACCAAGAACAGAAUCCACUCCUUUCGAAGUUAUGGGAUUGAGAUGCUUGACCAAACCAAGGCCUUGGUGCAAGACAAUUUGAUUUUUCAAGGGAAAUCCAAAAAGACCAUCUUACAGCAGGUGUCCAGCACUGAAGGCUGUGUCCUUCAGAACAACAAGCUCCUUGCAUUCAAGAAAAGGUCUGAUGUUGCCUGGACCCUGGAGAACCCUCCAGCAAGACCUCACAUUGAAGGGUCUUCCCGUGGCAUGUCGACUUCUGGAAACAGUCAGAAAGGCUCAAACAUGACAGCUAGGAUAGCUGCCAGAGUGGAUGGGGGUUGCCAUAACAAUGGUAGCAUCUUUUGCACAAUUCUGUGAUACUUGCGCAUUUCACACGGCCUCUUUUCUAACUCAAGAGACAUAUAUAGUAACUUUCUUACCCCUCUUGGAGAAAAGGGGAUGUUUUUUAUUUGAUUUCCUAGUACAAUGGUUCCCAUCUUUGGAGAGCUGAUGGGCAUAUUUGGAAUCUCAAGAUAAAGUGGCAGCCAUGCAUAUUCUUGUCUAUUCCCAAAAUAGCUUUCAUGAGUGGAGUAGUCCAAACACUCCUAUUUCCAGGCAACAAACCAAGGAGGCUAAAAGAAAAAGUAACUUGCCCAAGAACUUAACAACAAGGAAGAGGUGGUCCUAAAAUACAAAAUAUCUCUUUUGAACCCACAGCUUUCUGUUCCAGCACCUGUUUCAGAGGAGGUGCCUUGGCCAAGAAGCUAAGUGCAAGGCAGAGGUGGAAUCUGAGUCCCAAAUGCCAAACUACCUAUUUUUCUCCACAAAACACACCAGAAUAGCAGUUAAACAGAAUGCAAAACUACUGAUACUUAGAGAUCUCAUGCAACAUCCAGAGAAAACACAGAGCAGACAAACACACCAGCUUUGCUACCCAUGCUAUGUUCCACAUCAUCCUUGCCUCUUUGGCCCCUUCCAUCUUGCUCAACUGUCGCUUAUCUCUGGAGUCAUAUUAAUAUGAAGGGAGGUGGUGCCUUUGUGACCCCAACAGCCAUUUGGCCAGUCUUUAUUCUGAUUACAGACCUCCCUUUGCUCUUUCCUUUAGUUGUCUUGGUUGCUCAGAAUUUGUUGUUCAUUGAGGGAGGUGAUUGAUGUAAUGGCUCCUGAUGUUACAGUGGAUUUUGUUUCCACUCAGCCUUGCCAAACCUACUUUCCCCAUAUGCACUUUAAAGUGGAAACAGUUGCUCCUAUGGUGUUGGCGGCAGGGAGGCUCUCCUACAUAAAAGGUUGAAAUCUCCUCAAACACAACCUUGCCUUUCCUUCUCAAUUUUCCUUUUGUUGUCAUCAGAUGCUAAGCACCUGAAGAGAUAGAUGGUGAACAAAAAGAGGUAAGUGGUAUGAUCAGAGAGGAUUUUUGUCCCUUCUGAUGAGUCAUUACCGGUGACAUACUUAGUAUGCAUUCCAUCUUUAAACUUUUUACUGACUUGCUUAAAACCCCAGUUGAUUCAAGUGCCAUAGUAAUGUUAGGUGUCCUUAUGUAUUACUGGUCUCCUUAGUAGAAACUCUGAUAUUGCUGAGAUUAAUCUUCCUUCUAGAUGUGUUUUUCCCCCCCUCUUAUAAACUAAGAAUGCAGGCCAGUUUCUAGUAAUAGAUUGCCUGAGUCAUGGCAAAAGACUUUAAAGUAGACACAAGCCAGAGUUCAGUCAUAAAUCACAAUGUCUUGAUUCUUCAGGAAAGCAGACUGAUACACCUGGGAUUCUUCAAGCUGUGAAUUGUCACAGAAGAAUAUAGCGUAUCUUGUACAGUGCAAACAGGUUUCUUGCCAGAAUACUCUGAAACUGUUAGUGACAAGUGGUGUCAAAGCAUGGCAAUGUUGGCUUUUAAAAUAAUUUACAAGAGCCAAGAAAAUGGAACUCCUGUAGAGAUAGUUAAUAGUUUCAGACAGGCUGAUCGGAAUCUGACAUGGUUUUAUGGAGUCAGAAAGUAGUCAGCUUGUUUGCCUUGCAUUUGAAAUCAUCUAAACAUCCAUUUUUUGAGACAUUUUAGUAGCAACAGUAUUUUUUAAAAAUAAUAUCUGGAUCUAUAUACAGUGCACCCACGUCAUAUGCAGGCAUAUCCAGCCUACAUAGAAGUUGUUCGCAGGGGGGUUGGUGGUGCAUGGGCUUGUGGCACACGCACCACGAUGCACCGCAGGCUCAUGCCCAAUUAUUUUCACUGGAACAUGAGUGUACACACUUUCUGGGGGGGGGGGGGGGGGCGUCCAGAACAUAUCCCCUACAUAAGGGAAGGGUCCACUGUAAUGGGUUGGUUGUCUCAUUUAAACAAGAAUCAAUCAUGUCAACAAGAUAGCUGUUGGUACUUUGGCUGCAGGUGUAAAUGGAAAAAACCAGAAAGUUGUGACUUGAAAAAUUGUUUUAUCUUUUGUGGCCUUUAAUGAAACUCUGGGUAGAAGUUGGGUAGAAAUAUCCACCGAGUCAGAGUAGGGCUAGGGUUAGUGCUUCAGCAUUUUUAAUAAAAAGAAGAACAUUUGGCCCUCCAGCCGGUUUGAACUACAACUCCAAAAAUUCAUUACUAUUGGCCAUGAUGAGUGAGGCUGUGAAAAGCACAAAUUUUGCUGAGCAACAGUGCAGGAGGCUGUGGUUCAGGUGUUCUGGAAUUUGAUGGUUAUAAAAAGAUACACAUUCAGGGAAGAGACUCAUGCAUGAUUAGGUGCAGAAGGUGGAAUUUGCCUCCAGCUCAGUCUCUUUUCACAACAUGUUCCCUGAUCUCUAUCCAAGACCAUCAAUAUACUGUGCUGUGUGUGUGGUG
Molecule: messenger RNA, 4033 nt
Organism: Sceloporus undulatus (fence lizard)
Lineage: Eukaryota; Metazoa; Chordata; Lepidosauria; Squamata; Phrynosomatidae
Gene: FBXO10
Product: F-box protein 10
Exons: 9
Coding region: 8-1603 (531 amino acids)
Biological process (GO): regulation of apoptotic process; protein ubiquitination; ubiquitin-dependent protein catabolic process
Source: RefSeq, a predicted model, not a curated record